UCUAUAAUCUCUCUUACCGGCUACACCAAGACCCAUCAGCAAGAAGGAUUUGGCAUUAGAGAGAGGGAGAGAGAGAAGGAAGCGGCCUGUAAUGGAGUUUCUGUCUCUAUCCUCAUCACCGCCGUCCACGGCGGCACUGGCGGUUCCUUCGUCGUUAACUACCACUUCUCCGCCGCUCAGCCAUUCCCGAAGGCCAUUGUCUCCUGCUCUCGCUUUCCGACGGCGGCGAUUGGAAAUAACGCGUAGUCGUCGGAGGUCGCAGGUCGUGUGUAUGGCGCCAGAAGAAGAGAAGAUGACUCGCCGGUCUCCUCUUGAUUUCCCCAUCGAAUGGGAAAGGCCGAAGCCUGGGCGGAGACCAGAUAUAUUCCCCCAAUUCAGCCCAAUGAAAACACCAUUACCACCGCCAUUGCCAGCUGAUCCUCCUGAAGAAGACGAGGAAGAGGAAGAAAAGAAAGAGGAAGAAGAGGAAGAUCCUGAAGGGGAAGAAACGGAUAAGCCAGAACAGUAGUAGCAUUGAUCAGUCUUCUAGUUGGGAAGGGAAAAGGGAGUUUGUUCAACAUUUAGACUCGCAGACAUUGUUAAUACUAAUGGAUGUAUCCUUAUAAUGGCAGAGACAAGAUUAAGCUUUCUUUGCACAUUCAAGUUUCAUUUCAGAAACAUAUUUUUGCAAUUGUCGGAUUAAGGAUAGUUGUUAUUUUUUACUUUUUUUUCUGAGUUUCAUUAUUUUAUUUUUAUCUAUCAUACUGCAUUUAGAGGGGGCUUGAUGGAAUUUUGAAUCUAUUCUUUUUCAUGCAAAAGCUUUUGCUUUCUGUAAUGGUGGCACUGGCAAUGAAAUUCUUGUGUGCUAUACAACUUGAGACCCUUUUAUGAGGA
Messenger RNA from Camellia sinensis, 873 nucleotides. RefSeq lists its product as uncharacterized. The record is from RefSeq and is a predicted model, not a curated record. NCBI's taxonomy places the organism in Eukaryota, Viridiplantae, Streptophyta, Magnoliopsida, Ericales, Theaceae.